AUGGCGAAAUACGAGUAGAUAUGCCACCUGUUUCCCCGCCUUCCAACCACGCUCCAAGAAUUUUUUCAAAUUGUUAAAGAUACAGGGGUUCAUCUUUCAAUCAGCGGCCAAGCACUACCUACAGUUACACAACAGCGUCCUGAAAGACAACAAAUCCGCGUUCAUACAGAGCAAAAAGGAGAAGCCGAUGAGCGUCCUGAAAGAGAAGAAGAUGAAGAAGUUUUAAAUACACAAGAGGAUUCACGGAGCUCCGAUGAGAAUCCUCGAGGAACAGAAAGCGGACCAACCAAUACAACUGCAACUUUGCCAGAUCAGAUGGAUUUAUUCUGCAACCAGGCUUUGGUCGGGGUGAGAUCUGCGGCCGUUAAUGGACAUGUAAAUUUUUCUAAAGGAAGAAUCUCAUGGAUAUGUAAAAUCGGAAAAGAGAGAGUCCAGUUAAAACUGAAAGGCCAGCACAUAAAAUGUGUAAAGAUUAACCCUCAGUCGCCAUCAAUGAUUAUGAUCCUCCUCAGUGAGGAAGGAAUGAAAAAACUUGAGUCUGUUUGGACAGACGUCGACAGGGCCAAAUAUGUCAUAUUUUUAUUAGGAAGCAUGAAGUUGCAUGAAGUAGAACAUGUAUCAAAAUUGAUCAAUCAAAUGUGUCGCAAGCGGGUGACUCGUUAUUUAAGUGACGAGGAGACGCUAAAAAUGCGAACAGACAUCUUGACUAUGAUGGCCGAAGUCAUUGAGGGCGAGAACAUCCCUGAUGAAUAA
Molecule: messenger RNA, 753 nt
Organism: Paramuricea clavata
Lineage: Eukaryota; Metazoa; Cnidaria; Anthozoa; Malacalcyonacea; Plexauridae
Source: the annotation of a GenBank genome assembly